Messenger RNA from Folsomia candida, 1979 nucleotides. RefSeq lists its product as uncharacterized. Bases 345 to 1808 code for a protein of 487 amino acids. The record is from RefSeq and is a predicted model, not a curated record. The transcript is spliced from 6 exons. NCBI's taxonomy places the organism in Eukaryota, Metazoa, Arthropoda, Collembola, Entomobryomorpha, Isotomidae.
UCCCAUCCCCGCAGUGCUGCAAAUACUGCACUCUCCACACAUUUACCAAUCCUGCAUUACUUUAGACAGACUUUGUGCCUCAGCCAGCUGAAAAUCUUUUUGUUUUUCCAGCAAUACUUUCAUUUCUUCAAAGUUUAAAUCGAAACUGCAUAAGCUAGGUGACCCUAUUUCCAUCCCAAUAUUGAGUUGGGGAGCCAUUUUGUUCCUUAGAUACAAGAUAUGCCGUAUUUUAAAUCAAGUCCCCUAUAGACAAAAUACGUCAUGUGAUGUACUUGAAGCUUUCCAUUGACAAUCGAAGUUAAAAAUUGCACAAUUUUUGAAAAUUUUCAACUCCAAUUAUUGAAAUGUUUAGUAAAAAACGUAAACCCAAGUUGGACAAGGAUCUAUCCGCAAUGGAGUUAGCGAUGACGAAUAUACUCAUUCUGAAAGCUAUUUUUGCACAAUUGCCGAUACAAGAGUUAAAAAUUAGUCGAGCAGUGUGCCGACUUUGGAAUGAGGUUGGUUUCAAAGAAUUGAAGGAUAGGGUGAUCCUAUCAAUCGGGAAAAUUUGCACUUUCACCGACCCACUUUUAAUUAAUGCCAAACUGACGAAAUAUAUUGGAAUAAGGAUGGAAUCGAAUCGAUCCUGUCAUGAAGAGUGUUCCACGGGAAUGAAUUUAAUUCAACUUCCGCCCAACGUGCAACAAGUAGUGGAAGAAGUUAGGAUUCAAACGAGUGCAGAAUACCUUGCCGCUAUUAUAGAAUACAUCAACAAUUGCGCGUUUCCAAUUCUAGACUACAUUUCACUUAAGAUUUCAGGAUGUAACGCAUAUCGUUUAGAUUUGACCAGCCACCAAAAUCGACGGACCGCACUCUUAAUUAAAUCCAUUAUCACGCAAUAUCCUUCCACACUCCUACCAACUUUUUUGGAAAAUUGUACUAAUUUAGAAGUGCUUCAAUUCGAGAAAAACACUCCCCCAAGCUUGGUAAAGUGCUCGAAUCUAAAAUUUCUCAGUUAUUCCGGUGUCCCAGUCGACAUGUCGGUAAUAAAUAGAAUGCUGGAACAAGUUGGAGGCUCUUUAGUAGAGUUGGAACUACGGAAUAAACUUUUCUCCAUGAAUCAGAGAUUAACCAGGACUCAGUUUAACCCACCAAGGAUGCCAAACCUAACAACCUUAACCGUUUUUGCGGCGGAACUCUAUCAACUGGAGAACGUCUUGAGCACCAAGUUGCUACCAAGACUGAAACACCUUUCACUAAAACCGUCCACGGGAAGUACCUUUGCUGUCGACAAUUUCUUGCAAAAUCUUUACGAAUUUCAUAACGGAAUCGAGUCCCUCAGUUACGAAGCAAGUACUCAAGCUGACGUACGACAAGCGGUGAUCCUCUUUCCGAACGUCAAGAAUAUUGAGGUACGAUUCAGCUCGGGUGCGGCAACUAAUAGAGAGAUGCUCGAACAAUAUCGUAAUUGGGAUAUUCAGCGGGCUAAAGUCACUUUUAUCACGAUGAUCUCCUCAAUUCAGGAAAUGGUGGUCUUCUUGGAAGCCAUGUCCACGUGGAGAGGAAGGAAAACCCUGUCCUUGUUUUCCGCUCCGGUAGUCACAUUUGAAAAGAGCGGCAUAGAUUCGUCCCGAACUGCGCGUCGAAGUUUCGCCGGCACUUUUUUGUUUACCGAAUUCGGAGAAAUGGCAAAGUCAGCGUUUCUUUUUUGCAAAUCAUUCCAAGCUGUAGAACUGUUUGAUUUCGGGACGUCAGACGUUGUGAGGAGAGAAAUGGAAGAAUUCAUAGCUAUCGAAAAACUCCCUAUUAAGUUUAAGAGUACUUCAUAAAUACUCUACCAUAUAGAAGCUGCGAGGGACAAGUAUUUAGAAAGUAAUAAUUACAUUAAUAAAAUUUAAUACUACAUGUUUAUUUUGAUCCUAUUUAUGUCCCAUGGGAAUUUAGGAUUGCUCAUCAAUUUUAUUCGAAAUAAAUAAGUUAACAAAUCUUGCCUACCGCAA